Messenger RNA from Eublepharis macularius, 960 nucleotides. RefSeq lists its product as uncharacterized. Gene Ontology annotation, molecular function: protein binding. The transcript has 6 exons. The record is from RefSeq and is a predicted model, not a curated record. The coding region runs from base 1 to 960 and encodes 319 amino acids. NCBI's taxonomy places the organism in Eukaryota, Metazoa, Chordata, Lepidosauria, Squamata, Eublepharidae.
AUGCCGUGGCUCCUGAUGCUGACGCUGCUCCUGCCUACGUGUUCUGCUUCAUACAAAGGCCCCACUGGGCUCAGCAAAGAGGAAGAUGGGUCAUACACUAACCAUUUGCCUAUUUCUGGGGGUGGGGGGAGUGGUAUAGGAGAUCUCCUGGACCGGCAAUAUGCUGCUCUAGGGCUUGCCGAAGUGGUCUUGCAGUGCCCCAUCCCAGAAGGUGUAUCCAUGGUGGAGUGGCAAAAGAACGGCAUAGCAGGGCCCAUUUUGAAAGCAUCAGUGCGAGAAGAUGGCAAACUGGCCCUGUGGAACACCAGCCUGUCUCAGGAGGGAGAAUACAGUUGCCACGAUCCCACAACGGGGCAGGCGCUGCACAGAGUUCAUCUGAAGCUGGGCUAUCCACCAGAGAAACCUUCUGUCCAGUGCCUGUCCAGCAGCUACGCCAGCGCUGUCCGUUGCACCUGGAAACUGGAAACAGAGACUCACUUGGACACUUGGUUCGUCACCACUUACAGGCACGGCAUGGAUGGAGAGGAGCGUGACUGUGUGCAGCCGGGAACAGGGACCAACAGCUGCUCCAUCGCUGACGUGCAACUGUUCUCCAUCGUCCCCUACGUGUUGAACGUGACAGCCGUGAACCCUCUGGGAACCGCGACCAAACUUUCCCCCUUCCUUAUCAGUCAGAUCAAACACGAUUCUUUGACCCUGAGGAUGUAUCUCCGUGCAACUCUGAGAAAGAGCGAAUGUGGAGCCGUAUCAGCCCAAGAGGUGAAUGGCAUGUCGCUGGGAGUGUGCGUUGCAGAAACCUCAGAGGAUGAGUGUAGAGUCCAAGGCAUUGAUCCAGGAGACAUAACGGUGGAUGAACUGAAAUACCAUCUGACAUCUCGUUACAAAGCUGCUGCCCCUGAGAAGCCCAGCUCCUCCGAAGCAGUAGAAUUAGAAAGAAUACGCCUGCUACAGAUUGAGUGA